Molecule: messenger RNA, 1235 nt
Organism: Fukomys damarensis (Damara mole-rat)
Lineage: Eukaryota; Metazoa; Chordata; Mammalia; Rodentia; Bathyergidae
Gene: Tmod3
Product: tropomodulin 3
Exons: 9
Coding region: 58-1116 (352 amino acids)
Biological process (GO): myofibril assembly; muscle contraction; pointed-end actin filament capping
Cellular component (GO): striated muscle thin filament; myofibril
Molecular function (GO): tropomyosin binding
Source: RefSeq, a predicted model, not a curated record
AAGACAAAGCAGGAGUCAAUUCUGACCCUGCACUGCACAGCAAAAAAAGCGAGAAGCAUGGCACUGCCGUUCCGGAAGGACCUGGAGAAGUACAAGGACCUGGAUGAGGAUGAGUUGCUCGGGAACCUGUCUGAGCUGGAGCUAAAGCAGCUGGAGACGGUUCUGGAUGACCUGGAUCCUGAGAACGCCCUUCUGCCUGCAGGGUUCCGGCAGAAGAACCAGACGGCCAAGGCUGCCACCGGGCCAUUUGACAGAGACCACCUCCUCUCAUACCUGGAGAAGGAGGCGCUGGAGCAUAAGGACAGGGAGGACUACGUGCCCUACACCGGGGAGAAGAAAGGGAAAAUAUUUGUCCCCAAGCAGAAACCUGUGCAGACCUUUACAGAAGAAAAUAUCUCUCUUGACCCAGAGUUAGAAGAGGCUUUGACGAGCGCUUCGGACACAGAGCUGUGUGACCUCGCAGCUAUCCUCGGAAUGCACAACUUGAUAACAAAUACGCAGUUCUGUAACAUUGUGGGAAGUAGUAAUGGUAUUGACCAAGAACAUUUUUCGAAUGUGGUGAAAGGCGAGAAGAUUGUCCCAGUGUUUGAUGAACCACCAAAUCCGACCAAUGUUGAGGAGAGUUUGAAGAGAAUUAGGGAGAACGACGCCCGCCUCGUGGAGGUCAAUCUGAACAAUAUAAAGAACAUCCCAAUUCCAACCCUAAAGGACUUUGCGAAGGCUUUGGAAAGCAACACACAUGUGAAGCACUUCAGCCUUGCAGCCACCCGGAGCAAUGAUCCUGUUGCUGUGGCUUUUGCAGACAUGCUGAAAGUGAACAGGACUCUGAAGAGCUUAAACGUGGAGUCCAACUUCAUGACAGGUGCGGGGGUCCUGGCCCUGAUCGAUGCCCUGAGAGACAACGAGACCCUGGUGGAGCUCAAGGUGGACAAUCAGAGGCAGCAGCUGGGAACAGCUGUAGAAUUAGAAAUGGCCAAGAUGCUUGAGGAAAACACAAAUAUCCUGAAAUUUGGCUAUCAGUUUACACAGCAGGGACCCCGGACCAGGGCAGCGAACGCUAUAACAAAGAACAACGACUUAGUGCGCAAGAGACGAGUUGAAGGGGACCACCAGUGAGUCGGCACGGCGUGAGCUUGGGUAGACCAGGAGGAGGCCACCGAGGGCUGGCCUGGCGCUCUCCUGGGUGGAGCGGGAAAGACUGGAAAUCUUUUUUUUUUUUUUUUUAACAUACCUUU